GUUAGUCGGAAAGUGGGGAUCUGUUUGUGAUAAAGAUCAACUGAUAAAGUGAUAUAUAAAAUGUAGUACAUCGUGAUCGAAUUCCCAUUCCGUCUAUAAUGUGUUAGAAAGAGGCACGAAGAACUUCAGCACGAAACCGUAUUUCCUCCUGGUGGCAUCGUCGUGUUUCAUCGUUAUCUCUUCCGUGAAAGAAGAUAUAAGAAAGAUGGACAAAUCGUGCAUCAAAUGUUGGCCACAAUACUUAGCAGCGAUUACAGCCACCUUGUCGAUGGCGAUUUCGGGUUGCCACAUCGGUUGGACAUCACCGACCUUACCGAAAUUGAAAUUACCGGAUUCUCCCUUGCCACUAACAUCAGACGAUGCUUCGUGGAUCGCCUCUUUUGUUCUCUUCGGUUCAGUACCUGGCUGUGCUAUCUCAGCAUUCAUAGUAAAUUGGUGUGGUCGUAAAACAAGCUUAAUAAUAUCCGGCGUACCAUUAUCGAUAAGCUGGAUACUAAUAAUUUUUGCAUGGAGCCCAUACGUCCUUUACAUCGCCAGAUUCAUCGGCGGCGUCGGCCUCGGGAUGGCAUACGUCGUUUGCCCGAUGUACAUCGGCGAAAUAGCCGACAAAGAGAUCCGAGGAUCCCUGGGUUCUUUCAUCAAAUUAAUGGUGACAUUCGGCGAGUUGUACGCCCAUGUGAUCGGACCAUUCGUCUCCUACGAAUGGUUGGCUUACAGCUGCGCCGUAAUUCCGGUAAUAUUUUUCUUAACGUUCAGCUGGAUGCCCGAAUCGCCGUACUAUCUAUUGAUGAAGAACCGCGAGGAUAAGGCUAUGCAUAGUCUGAGGUGUCUGAAGAGAUACGCGACGGAGGAUCAACUCGAGGAGGACAUGGAGCAGAUGCAGAAAACGGUGAUCCGCGAUCUGACCGAUAAAGGACAUUUCUGGGACCUCUUCAGUACUCCAGGUAACAGGAAAGCUGUAUUGAUCAGCUUUGGCCUCCAACUGGUGCUGCAAUUCAGCGGUAUAGCAGCGGUGGAAUCGUACACUCAAGAGAUUCUCGAGGAAGCCGACGAUACCGGCUUAUCUGCCGCAACAGCUGUGAUCGUCCUAAGCGUUCUUCAGCUGGUAGCCGGCGUAGGAGCUGCAGGUUUGGUCGAUGAAUUAGGAAGAAGACCGUUGCUUUUGAGCACAACGUUUCUCGCCGGAUUGUCCCUCAUCGCUGCCGGGACAUUUUAUUUCCUUAAAUUUCAGAUGGGGGUGAAUAUGACUGGUUUCGGAUGGAUUCUUCAUACAUCUGUUAUAUUUUAUGAACUUAUCAUUGCGUUAGGUUUAAAUCCACUGCCUUACAUGAUGCUUGGAGAAUUAUUUCCGACGAACGUUAAGGGGGUUGCCGUGUCUUUGGCAAAUAUAUGGGCAUCUCUGUUGGCGUUCAUCGUUUCGAAGAUGUAUCAGGUUAUUUCUGAUUCUUAUGGGGUUUAUGCUUCUUUCGGCUGGUUCGCGGCUACCUGUUUCCUUGGAAUCAUUUUUAUCGUCCUCGUGGUGCCGGAAACGAAAGGUAAAUCACUGUUAGAGAUACAGGAGGAGUUAAAUUGUACGAAGAAACGGAAGAAUGGUUUGGAGAAGAUUAAGAAUAGAGAGAUUUAUGUGAGUACUUUGGCUUGAAUUAGGAUGAAUUCUUUGUUUUAUUUUAAAUGGUGUAGAUUAUAGGUGGUCGAACAAUUGAUGACGUUAAUAACGUUAUUAACACAUUCGCUAUCAUUGAUCAAUUGAAAAUUCAUCCAUUAAUAUAAUAAUAUAAUAAUAAAAACCCAAGAAUUUGGAAAAUAUUCUGAAUGAAAUAAUGAAUCAAUUAACGCAAGUAAAUUUUAAAUUUUGUUUAAAAAGAAAUUGAUGAUAGCGAAUGUGUUAAUCAAUUAGUGUGAGUACAUUUGAAAUUUUAUUUUAAAAUUCUUCUGCAAAAAGAACAAUUGACGGUAGCUAUUUUAAAACGAAGAAUUUCAAAAUAUUAUUAAUAGAAUGUAGAUUUUUUAGUUAAACUCAUGGUUCUAAAAGUUUUGGCUUCUUUAUAGAGAAUAUUGAAAGGAAGUCUUAAAAUUAAACUUCAACAUCUGGAGGGAGUGGUAGCUGGGGUGAUUAUGAACAACUUCUUCCUGUACCAAAACGCUCGUCUGCGCACUAAGCGCGCUCUAAUUGCUCAGUUUUUUUCAUUAAUAAUUAAAAAACUAAGCAUCGAAGAGGAAUUUGGCAAAGGAAAAUGUUGAUCACAAUCACUCCAGCUACCAUCCCCGUAAAGGAUACCUACCAAUAGCCGAACAUUCUGUAUAAUUUAGACGUUCUCACAAUGGAUCUAUAAAAGGUAAAUGCAUUUACAAUAUUUACAAGAAAAUAGUGAGCUAUAGAUGCAACAAAAAUUAGGUAAAUCUCUGAAUAAUUUUUUUUUGAACGGGAUGUCGUUUACUUAUUUUGCAAAGUUUGCAUAGACUCGUGUUAAAGGUUUGAAAAAUAUUACAUUCGAACUGAUUUCGACUGAAAACUUGCCCAAGGCUGAAACGCAGAAUUUUUUAAAAGAACCAUGUUUGAAUUUUUUCUCUGCUAACAUAGAAUGUAAGUUUCUUUUAAUUUUUAAAUGAGGACCCUUAUAUUCCAAUGGGAAUUUGCUUCGGUUGAGAUUAUUAAAAGAGCUGUUAAUUAAGAUUUCAGAUGAAAGGAUGAACUUUCUUAAUAAAUUAUCUUUUUCAAGAUAGAUGAAUAAUUGUUCCAAUGAUCGAAUUUUUUAAUAAUGGAUUAUUUUACUUAUUUGGAUGAAAUCUUAAUUAACCUUAACAGCUAUAACCGAAGUAAUUAUAACGGAAGAAAAUGCGAAUUUCUGUAACCAGUGAUUUCCUAAAAUUAUUUUGACGAUCUAAAGAGAUGAUUGGAGAUCACUCGGUAUUUAAUGCGUGAGCUAAUUAGGGCCCCAUUCGUGUAAAGAGCAAACUCGCAUGACCAUCUUCUUUCCCUUUUAGGCAGGGUUAAACGUUGAGACUGAUAGAUUUUAAAUUAAUCGUAAAGUAUAUAUUUAUUUAUCACCAAAACGAUGUCACGGAAGAGAAAGAAUGCAAUCAACGUUUCUUGCGACUGUUAAUUCUUUUCCGAUGAUCGAUUUGGCGGUUAGGAACAACUUUUUAUCCCUUUGAGGCAGGGUGCAAGAAUACAACGAUUACGAUUAAACGUUAUCAAAGCGCGUCGCGUAUGAAAAUCGCGUAUAUGAAAUAAUAACGCGCACUAAUGGCCCUGAUGCAAGAAGGAUUUUCGAUGAGCACCGUAGCAUGACUAACUUUAUUCAUUCCCUUUUAGGCAGGGUGAAACGUAUUACUAUAAGAAUAGCUUCGGCGCAGAAUAUAAUUGGCCCGAUAUAACUACAUAUUUUGUUAUUAUUAACACCGUUAUCGAACCACAUCAAAACUUCGUAUAUGACGUUAGCAUACAAUAUUGCUGAUUAAUGAUAAUAUUCUUUGAGUAAUGAAAUUGAUAUUAUCAAUUUCGUAACACGAAUAGAAAUAUUAAUUGCGA
Osmia bicornis bicornis is the source of this 3532-nucleotide messenger RNA. RefSeq names its product facilitated trehalose transporter Tret1-like. The record is from RefSeq and is a predicted model, not a curated record. The transcript is spliced from 3 exons. Lineage: Eukaryota; Metazoa; Arthropoda; Insecta; Hymenoptera; Megachilidae. The coding region runs from base 206 to 1642 and encodes 478 amino acids. Gene Ontology annotation, cellular component: membrane. Gene Ontology annotation, molecular function: sugar transmembrane transporter activity. Gene Ontology annotation, biological process: transmembrane transport; carbohydrate transport.